Molecule: messenger RNA, 3506 nt
Organism: Tachyglossus aculeatus (Australian echidna)
Lineage: Eukaryota; Metazoa; Chordata; Mammalia; Monotremata; Tachyglossidae
Gene: CDT1
Product: chromatin licensing and DNA replication factor 1
Exons: 13
Coding region: 1-2805 (934 amino acids)
Biological process (GO): mitotic cell cycle; regulation of DNA-templated DNA replication initiation; DNA replication preinitiation complex assembly
Cellular component (GO): nucleus
Molecular function (GO): DNA binding; DNA polymerase binding
Source: RefSeq, a predicted model, not a curated record
AUGUCGAUGGCCUUCCUGACUGGGCGGAAAGAAGGAAAGAGAAACAAAGUCCAACGCUGCGACGGCCUUAUCGCCGCUUUUCUCCACGGGCUGGCUGAGACCACCCGGCCUCUGGGCCUCCCAUCUAGCCUAAAUCACACUUUAACAAACCUUCUUUCCCUUAACCACCCAACUACACAGAUCAUUCAAGCCAAAAAUCUAUCUGGGAGUUGCAUGACCAAACGAUUAGCACCCGACGACACACCGCCAAAGGCGGGUGGUUUUCAACCCAGAAGGUUUGGCAAGUUUACACAACUCAGUGCGGCUGCGCGGAGCAACAAUUUGGCGCCAAAGUUUCCCAGCCGCUCCAUUUUCCCGCGCGCGCCGGGAGGGGCGGGGCUAAGGGGAUUUGGCGCGAAAAGUCUCAGCGAGGAGCGAGGCGGCCCCCGCGCCUGCGCGUUCUCCUCCGGAGCGCUAGCGCUGCCCGUGCAUCUCCCGCGCCUGCGCGUUCUGCCCCGGAGCGCUAGCACUGCCCCUGCAUCUCCCGCGCUUGCGCGUUCUGCCCCGGAGCGCUACCGCUGCCCCUACAUCUCCCGCGCCUGCGCGUUCUGCCCCGGAGCGCUAGCGCGGCCCCUGCAUCUCCCGCGCCUGCGCCUCCCGCGCCUGCGCAUCGUGCCCCGAAGCGCUAGCCCUGCCCACCGCUACAUCUCCCGCGCCUGCGCGUCAUCCCCCGGAGCGUUAGCGCUGCCCUUGCAUCUCCGGCGCCUGCGCCGCUAUUGCUGCCCCUGCAUCUCCCGCGCCUGCGCGUUGUCCCCGGGAGCGCACUUGUUGCCCUGGCAUCUCCCGCGCCUGCGCAUCCCGCCCCGGAGCGCUAACUCCGCCCACCCGUGCACCUCCCGCGCCUGCGCGUCGUCCCCCGCAGCGCUGUCGCUGCUACACCGUGCAUUUCCCGCGCGUUCUGCCCCGGGAGCGCCCUCGCCGCCCACGGUUGCAUCUCCCGCGCGUGCUCAUCUCCCCGGGCGGGCCAUGUCUCAGCGGCGCCUGACCGAGUUCUUCGGGCUGCGGAAGGCCGGCGAGCGGGGUCCCGUGGGGGCCAAGCGGAGGGGCGUCCAGAGGACUCCCCGGAGGAGGACCCCCCAAAGGGGCGCUCCCCCCGCUCCCCCGCCGCCCCCGCCCCGCAGCGGCGGGCGCAAGCGGGGCCGGCCGAGCCCCGGGGGGCCCCCCGGGGGGCCCCCGCCGCGGACGGCCGCACGGAGGAGGCUGCUCGCCGACACCACCACCGACCCCCAGGGGUCCAGCCCUUGCACCCCGGCCGCCUCCUGCAGCUCGCCCCCCGCAUCCUCGGACGAGAAGGCGAAGGACCUACCUACCGUCCCCCUCAUCCCGCCCACCCCGAGGCCCAAGGGAGGGUCGCCAGCCCGCCUGACUCCAGGGGCGAAGGUCCUGACGAAGCAGAGCCUCUCGGAGCUCAAGUCCCGACUGGAGAGGAUCCAGACGCUGUCCGAGAAAGUCAAGCUCCCUCCUCCUUCUCUGGAGACCGACCUAAAGAGCCGCCUGAGCCAGGCCCGGACGCUUGAGGCCCGAAUUCGGGACAGGAGGGCGGAAAGAGAGAGGAAAGCAGACUCCCCGGGCCCCAAGGAGGAGGCGAGCCUUCAAGGAGAAGCGAGCAGCGAGUCGGCCCCCGCCUACCAGCGGUUCCACACCCUCGCCCAGGACACGCCCCCCGGCCUCACGCUGCCCUACAAGUACAAAAUCCUGGCCGAGAUGUUCCGCAGCAUGGACACCAUCGUGGGGAUGCUCUUCAACCGGGCCGAGACCGUGACCUUCGCCAAGGUCAAGCAGGGCGUGCAGGACAUGAUGCGCAAGCGGUUUGAAGAGCAGAACGUCGGGCAGAUCAAGGCCGUGUACCCCAGCUCCUACGAGUUCCGGCAGGAGAAGAACAUUCCCACCUUCAGGGACGGCGUGAAGCGGUCGGAUUACCAGCUGACCAUCGAGCCCGUGCUGGGGCCAGUGGAGCUGACGGACGGGCGGCCCCAGCUGUCCGCGUCCCACCUGCUGCAGCGUCGGCACACCUUCAGCCGGAACCUGGUGAACCUCGUGAAGGAGCAUCACAAGGCUUUCCUGGCCUCCCUGAACCCCCCGCUGGCCGUGCCGGACGACAAGCUGACGCGCUGGCACCCGCGCUUCAACGUGGACGAGGUGCCCGACGUGGUCCCCGCCCAGCUGCCCCAGCCGCCGCAGCCGGACAGGCUGACCAGCGCCCGGGAGGUGCUGGCCAGAGCCCGGACCAUGCUGUCGCCCAAGAUGGAGAAGGCCCUGGCCAGCGUGGCCCUGAGAACCGCGGAGAGCAGCAGCCCGGUGCAGGACGCCGCCGGGAAAGCCGGUAAACCAGUCUCUCCGGCCACUCCGGCCACUCCGGCCAGUGCCCUGAAGGGCGUCUCCCAGAGCCUACUGGAGAGGAUCCGGGCCAAGGAAGCCCAGAAGCUGCAGGUGCUGAUGACCCGGAACCCGCAACGAGAGGAACGGCUGGACCUGCUGGCUCGCUUGCCCGAGAUGACCCGCCUCCUCCGCAACGUCUUCGUGGCCGAGAAGAAGCCGGCGCUGGCCAUGGAAGUGGUGUGUGCCAGGAUGCUCGGCAGCUACCGCUCCUCCAUGACCACCGGAGAAAUGGAAAGACACCUGCGGCUGUUGACUGAGCUUCUUCCCGACUGGCUCAGCGCCCACCCCAUCCGCGCAGACACCUACCUGAAGCUGGACAAGACCCUAGACCUCAAUCUCAUUUCGGAGAGACUGGCUCGAAUAACCAGAGAGGAAGAGAAGUCGUGAGGGCAGGGCUGCCCUUCGGAGGAGCUCCUGGGAUGCUCGGCAUCGUCCGGCAAAACUAAGGUUGCGGGGGGUGGGAGGGCGUCGCGUGGCAGGGAUUCCUGCAGAGUGACCAAACGCUCCCACAUCUUAUAGCUCAAAGGAUCUUAUUUGGUUUUAUUUUCUAAGGGACCACCAAUUUUUAUAGGGUGUAAUGACAUAAUAAAGGCAACUCGAAGAGGGAGCUGCGGUGAUUUUGCUCAGCUCUCGCCUCUACCCCGGCUAAGGUGAGGUUUGUCUUGGAAGCCAGAAGUUUCGUCCGGCCAAAGUCUCGUGGAUCGGAACGUGCUUUUUCUAGGAACAGGGCUUGGUGCCAACCUCAAGCAAGAGGAGCGGCGUUGGAUGUGUUUGGCACAAGGCGACCCUUCUCCCGUCACCUCACCACCGCUUGGGGUGAGAGGCCCGCGACUGGAUCCGAGUCCUGGCCGGACCCAUCAAACUUGAGCGCGCCAAAAUUCAUUCAGUUGUAUAUACUGAGCGCUUACUGUGUGCAGAGCACUGUACUAAGCACUUGGGGCAGAGACAAACCUAUUGAAGCUUUCUGGGUCCCCCUCCCUCCCACCACCCCAACAUAAAUCUGUUCUGGACCGUUUCUUUGCAGUCACAGACUUAUGCAUCUUAUUUGGACCAAAACGUACGGUAGCUAGGUAUUGAUAUUAAAUUGU